Messenger RNA from Coffea eugenioides, 1143 nucleotides. RefSeq names its product protein STRICTOSIDINE SYNTHASE-LIKE 10-like. The record is from RefSeq and is a predicted model, not a curated record. The coding region runs from base 1 to 1143 and encodes 380 amino acids. NCBI's taxonomy places the organism in Eukaryota, Viridiplantae, Streptophyta, Magnoliopsida, Gentianales, Rubiaceae. The transcript is spliced from 2 exons. Gene Ontology annotation, biological process: biosynthetic process. Gene Ontology annotation, molecular function: strictosidine synthase activity.
AUGCAAGAGAAAUACGAUGAAGAAAUUGAAGCAUUGACCCAAUAUUUAGAUGCACAACCUCCUUAUAAGAAAGGGCAUUUGUACGAGAGCCUUGGACAAGGGAAGGGACUUCCACCACCUUCGGAGAUAGAAGCUCCAAGUAUGGGUUCUAAGCAUUGGUUUGCAUCUUUCUCUACCCUACUUCUCAUAGCUAUAUUGAUCUAUAAUGCUGGAAUUGUUAGUUGUCAAAUUAAGGACUCUAAAAAUUUUUUGAUUUAUGAUGCAACCGGACCUGAGAGUAUUGCCUUUGAUUGGUAUGGUGGUGGCCCGUAUACGGGCAUUUCUGAUGGUCACAUAAUUAAGUGGGUUGCAAUUCUGAAUCGUUGGGUCGAUUUUGCUAUAACAACUCCAUACAGAAUUGGUUGUCAAGGUCCAUUUAAUCAUGUUUACGCAGAGGCCAGAUGUGGGCGACCACUAGGACUUAGUUUUAACCAGAAGACUGGUGAUCUUUACAUUGCUGAUGCCUACAUGGGUCUCCUGGCCGUUGGUCCUAAUGGUGGAUUAGCUAGACCACUGGCAAAGCAAGCAGGAGGAAUUCCAUUCAGGUUCACCAAUGAUGUAGUGGUAGAUCAAUAUAGUGGUAUAGUAUAUUUUACUGACACCAGCACACGAUUUCCAAGAAGUGCAUUUGCUUAUGUGAUAUCAAGUGAUGACAAUACAGGAAGGCCAUUGAAAUAUGACCCAUUGACUCAUCAAGUAACGGUCCUUCUGGAUCAUCUUAUGUUUCCAAAUGGAGUAGCACUGAGCCAAAAUGGGGAUUCCCUACUUGUUACUGAAACCACAAACAGUAGAGUGUUGAGGUAUUGGCUUGAGCCAUCCAGGGCUGGUAAGGUUGAUGUUUUCGCACAACUUCCAGGAAGGCCAUACAACAUCAAAAGAAACCAACAAGGUGAAUUUUGGGUGGCAACUAACUCAAGAGAUGGGAUUUUUAAUCCACUUGGAAUGAUAAUUAAAUUGAGUCCGGAAGGUGACAUAUUGAAGAUAAUAGGAGCUGGAAAUGGGGUGACAUGGGGGUUUAGUAGUGAUGUAAAUGAACAUAAUGGAAAUUUGUGGAUAGGAUCAGUAGAAGGGUCUCGUGUUGUCAGACUAACACUCUCUAACUAG